Molecule: messenger RNA, 2690 nt
Organism: Sycon ciliatum
Lineage: Eukaryota; Metazoa; Porifera; Calcarea; Leucosolenida; Sycettidae
Exons: 10
Coding region: 469-1971 (500 amino acids)
Source: RefSeq, a predicted model, not a curated record
UGCACUGGCUAGUCACCACUGACUGUAGCUGGGCCCUCGUGAACAUGAUUCUCAUCUAUCUGCGAGUCGGAGUGUGACCGUCCGUAGAUCUACAGUCGGCUGUGUUCAACUCGGUUAGUUGGUCUGCGCCGCUUCGUCUCAAAUUUGUGUAGAUACGAAAUCAGUCAGUCUCUGCCGAACUCAUAAAAUAAUUACAGUGUUCAGAUUCUAUUCUAACAGUCACAAGGAGUUGGAUGGAGUAGGAUUGCCGAUUGGAGAAGUUCUUUUUCCUUCGUCGACGUUGGCGAGGCUACAUAGCUUCUCAGCCUGUGUCUCCAGCCAAAGUGUUCCUCAGUAGUGGUCUCCACUCUUCAAUACUCGUAAUCCCCUGCGUGGUCGGCGUUGCGCCUCAGCUUACUGAGUUGCUAGUGAAAUAACUGUACAAGCCGAAGCCCAAGGCCGUGUAUAUCAAACUCUGUCGACAAACUAAUGGCGUCUCUAGGCAACUUGUUCAUUACCUUGGUAGUGAUUGUCGCUGCGAUUUCAUCUGUGAAUGGUCAAUCUUUGGACUUGAGGGCUGUUCGCCUAGGUACCACUCCGUUCACAGCUUACUACCUGACUGGACAAAAUACAUCACAAAUUGGAAUACAGAAUUUACCAUCAUGCCUGGCUGUUGGUGCUACUGGUUCACUUAUUCAACUGACUAACACUAACACUGGUGUGGUUGUUGGUGAGCAUACCCAACCAUUUGCUGACGAUACCUUUGGUGUUACACCUGCUGCAUGGGACUUUACCCUACAUCCCACUCUCAACCCAAGCUACACUGGACUGUACAGAUGUACAUCGGAUAUAACGGGUCGUAUGACAGCGACACAAACCUAUCAACUGCAUGUCGUUGCUCCUCCCGCAACGCCGGUACUUCAAACUCCAGUGUCAGUGUACAACGACACUGUAUACAACAUCAACUGUACCGGUGAAGGAUACCCAGAACCUACAGUAACACUGAUGGUCAACAAUGUUGUAUUGACAGGCAGUAAUACAACCAAUUGUACUGGUGGUGUUUGUACAAAGACACACACCGCAUCACUAGAUGGGAGUACGUACACACCUGGCCAGUCCAUCAAUAUCACCUGUACUGUGGAUAUCAACCAACCACCAUUCACCUGUACUGCUGCUGACACUUCCUCAGUACAAGCACAGUGUAAUGAUACUGCCAAGACUACGUCACAAACGAGAACCGUUCCUGUAGUUGCACAAUGUCCAGCUAUCGAUGCUUCUGAACGCAAUUACAAACCCAUUGCCACUAACAGCACCGGUGUAUCUAUUGAGUGUAAAAUGGGAUAUGUGUCUGACAAUGGUAUGGAUAUCACCAACUCUACAUGUCUGAACACUGGAGAAUGGCAACCCAGUCUACCAAUGUGUGAAGACUGCAAUACGAUUUGCAAUGAUAGCAGUAUUAUGAACUGUAGCAACAUUAUGGUGUCCAACAUUCCUGGAAUAAGUUGCCCGUGUGACGCUGGUGAAAUUUGGACAAGGUCUGACCAGGCUUGUGUGGCCACCCAUUGCUCUGCUGAAACAAGAACGGCCACUGUCAAUGCGAUUCCGAGAUUGGAAGUGGGUGCUUCCGCUUAUGUCACUUGCAAUGCCUCUACUUCGACACAAACUGGGAUCAAUGUUACGUGUAUGCCGGACGGGACGCUGUCUAAUAAACCGGCUUGCCCAGCGCUUCCUUCCGUUCCACCCUCUACCCCUACGCCGGAUAUGACUAAUAUGACGAUGAACAACUCUAAUAUGACAAUGAACAACUCAAUUGUGAAAAUGAACGACUCUGGUUCUGCUCCUUCUGCUUCUACCAAUACUAAUGGUUCUACAGAGGAAGGAGGAGGAGGCUUAGAAACUGGAGCUAUUGUUGGCAUUGCUGUUGGAGGAGCUGUACUUGCUAUCGUUCUGGUCGUUAUCAUCAUCUUGGUGAUCAAGAAGCCACCGAGGUAGGACAUUACUGCUGACUCCUUGUUCUUGGUGUGGCAGGUGUGCCCCCUAUGAACCCGCCGCCACCCGUUGUUUUUUCCCUUUACUGUUCAGGUGGUUUAGGAAAGUGUUUGGAACUUUGGACCCCUGGAUACAUAACCAUGAGCAAUGAAAUGUCCCCCUGCCUGUCCAUUGAGUCAAGUAUGCCGGAAGCAUGCGAACAGAAAAUUAUUUUUACUAGUGUUUGUAUGAUUGCACCAUGCUGAUAGAAAGGGUUUUAUCGAAAAUACAAAAAUUCCAAAAAGACCAUCGGUAACCCAGGAAGACCCUAUCAGUUGGGGGUAACAACCUGGGUAGAAUUAGGAGGAAAGCCAAUUCCUCGCAUUAUUUCAAGCUAGCGCUUUCCCCAUCGACUCCUUUUAAACUGCCAUCCAGAGCACACGCGAUACUCGUCGAGGCAUUGACUCAGGAGACCUUCCAUCACUGCAACAACCACUCCCAGGUCAAUGCAUUGUUGCGGGGAAUCCUCUCCCCUCGCCCCUCAGUUGAGCUGGAGUAGACUAACGAAGCUGGUGCCUGAACAGCACCAUAUGCGCACUUCGCUUGAGGAAAUUUCAGGAAUUGCAGCAAUUCGAACUUUGUCGUUUCUCGUCCAGUUUCUACCAACCGUAUAGUUCUGGAAAUUUCUGCUCAUUAGCUUUCCGAUACGCCGUCAGUAGUUAAAAGAUUCGACUGUUUUCUGC